AUGCGUACGGAGGGUGUAGUGCACACACCGGAUCGCUGACUGGCCGACGGAAUGCCAAUUUUCUUGCCACGACAUUUAGCAAUAUUUAUGUUGUUUAGUUUGUUCCAAUUCAUUUAAUCACAAGUAAUCAAGACUUCUCUUGGUUUUUAUUUUGUCCUCGUUUUCGCGUAACGGACUCGUGACCGUUGGGGUAAAAGGCGACAUUGAUUCGUUGACGGAACGAUGUGGAGACGGAGUGUACGUUCUUCCUAGAGACUAUAACAGCUCUCUUUCUUUGGACUACAGACAGAGCUGGUGUUUCAACUGGAUAUUCAACUGUCAAUAGAAGAGGAUAUAAUGUCGUUUGGUUCUUUUUUGAGUUAUUGAAGACAUUGGAUAUCUCUAAAUGAAAACUGAAGGACACCCGCCCCAGGUCUCUGAUCCGCCCCGAUCCAGAUGAGCGAACUGCCUGUUGGAUUUGCAGUCUGUGCACGGAACCAGAACCUUAAAAGUCCUUACACUCACAACAUAAGUUCACCCACCUGUUUACGAUACCAAAGCGACUCGAUCGCCUUACUGCCGUACAGUGAUCCCGCGCGUCAGGAAAAGAGGCUGCCUAUACGGAUUCUCAAAAUGUUGACCGCUCACACAAGUCACAUACUUCACCCUGAGUAUCUCCAGCCGCUCAGCUCCGCGCCAGUGAGCAUUGAGCUGGAUGCUAAGAAGAGUCCCUUGGCAUUGCUGGCCCAGACCUGCUCACAGAUUGGUAAACCGGACCCCCCUCCCUCAUCUAAGAUGGGGUCCCUCUCCUCCAGCAGCCAUGGAGACAAGGACGGACGUUCAACAAGCUCCAGCCUGAAGCCUGGGGAGCAUCAGAACCUAGAUGACAAGUCCAGCUUUAAGCCUUACUCUAAAACUGGAUCAGAAUGCAGAAAGGAUGGUGCUGGGAUCAACAGCUCAGCUGACAAAGCAGGGUUCAGAUUGACAAAUAGUGGUUCUGCAGCGGUGACAUGCCCCUCCUUGCCCCCACAUGCCCCCUCUCCGCGGGCCAGCUCUCCUUCUCAGCAGACAUCAGGACAGUCACACACACAUCGUCAGUCUCCCCUCUCGCAGAAAACUGCACAUCUACAAAAUGCCCUUAUGGACUCCAAACCUGCAGGCUCAGACCCAGGGAAUGACAGCAGCAGCAGUAGUGGUGGCGAUCGCAAUGGGAAAAAAGAUUCAGACCAUAGUAAAUCAGGCCUGGACAUUGCACAGAUAGCAAAUUCCAGUCAUGUGCGUGCUAGUGCGAACUCCAGUAGUGCCAGUUCCUCCAGCAGUCCUCAACCUGACAAUAAGGCUGACCCCCAGCCCCCUCAGCCUAGUCUAGGUGCGGGCCAUAUUGCUCCUGUGUCUCCUUUCAAACCAGGUCACUCUGUUUUCCCCCUCCCAUCAUCCACCAUGGGCUACCAUGGCUCCAUUGUUGGGGCCUAUGCAGGCUAUCCUUCUCAGUAUGUGCCUGGGUUAGAUCCGUCUAAAUCUAGUUUAGUUGGUGCUGGAAUGGGUGUUCCAGGAAAGCACCCAAGCUCAAGCCCUCUUACAGGGGCAUCGCCUCCCUCGUUCAUGCAGGGUUUGUGCAGGGACCCAUACUGCCUUACCUACCCCAAUGCACCCCAUCUUGGAGGCAGCAAUUGCUCAUCUUGUGUCCAUGAUCCUUCAUCUGCCCUUAAGUCUGGCUUCCCUCUUAUGUAUCCUACCCAUCACCUCCACUCCCUACACCCCAGUUCUCUGUCUUCUAGCGCCACCUCAUCUCUUUCCCAUCCUCUUUAUACCUAUGGUUUCAUGCUGCCCAGUGAAACUCUCCCUCAUGCCUGUAACUGGGUCUCAGUGGGUGGCCCUUGCGACAAACGCUUUGCCACCUCAGAGGAACUUUUGUCCCAUUUGCGUACACACACAGCUUUUCCAGGUGUGGAUGGAAAGCUGCUCUCUGGCUAUCCAACUUCUGUCUCCUCUGCCGCCUCCUGCCACCUCCACCUGCCUCCUCCCAGCAGCCCAGGGGCCCUUCCCAGUUCUCUCUCCCUGCGUGGGUCACCAGGUCUAGGUUUGGCCCGGUACCAUCCCUAUGGAAAGGCUCAUUUGCCAGGAGCCCCAUCCCUUACUAUGCACUCUCUCCCAGCCACAGCGCCCUACUACUCUCCUUAUGCUCUAUAUGGUCAGAGACUGGGCUCAGCUUCUGCUCUUGGGUACCAAUGAUGGAAAGACUAUGGACAGUGUAAAGAUCGUGGCAUGAGCUUGAUGGGAGCUGGAAAGCACAGGAGCAUGCAGGAUUCUCCUAAAGUGAACAAAGCAAAAACACAGGAUAGCUAUAUUCGCUAUGAGGAAUAAAAUCGUAUCUGCUUUGGAUGACUAUUGUUUAAUAAAUGGUCACUCAAUUUUUUUUAGGAUAUUAGGGACCUUUAAGACCUUUUAGGUGGAGAGCUAAUGAGAAAAAUGCAGAUUCAAUAGAAUGCGUGAUUUUAUUUUAUUUCAUUAUUUUUUUCGAUUUACCAAAAGUGUGUAUUUAUUUUUCACUUGAGCGCUUGUUUUUUUUUUUUUUAAGGGACAUUUACUGCCCAAAUGCAUUAUCAUUUUCACAAUGGAGCAGUAUUUCCACAGUAUGAAUAUGGUUGCUUCAAUCAUAAACUUUGUAUACAGUGUUUGCAAACUUGGACUAUAACAUUGUCUCUCAGACAUAAAAUCUUUCUUUUAUUGUCACUUUCUUUUGCGCAUUCGAUUCUGUGCAACUCUGUCUCUUUAUUGGAGAACGAAUGAGCAUGACCUGUUCAACAGCUACUUUGUUCCAUAUGAUUUACCGUUUAUUUUGUACUUGUACAGUUCAAAGAAUAGAAUGGAAAGAUGUGAUAUAUUUUCUAUUGUAGCUGACUCUGAAAGUUGGGGAUGGACGUGGAGCGGGGAAGAGAAUUAAAAUAAGAGUACUAUGUUGUGAUGGCAGCGCUAUCCAUUUAACAAAUUCUUAUUUUGUGUAAUAAAUGAUACUUGAUUACAUUUAUAGAUGUGU
Messenger RNA from Xyrauchen texanus (razorback sucker), 3016 nucleotides. RefSeq names its product zinc finger protein 703. The transcript has 2 exons. The record is from RefSeq and is a predicted model, not a curated record. Gene Ontology annotation, biological process: negative regulation of DNA-templated transcription. Gene Ontology annotation, cellular component: nucleus. The coding region runs from base 436 to 2211 and encodes 591 amino acids. NCBI's taxonomy places the organism in Eukaryota, Metazoa, Chordata, Actinopteri, Cypriniformes, Catostomidae.